Molecule: messenger RNA, 1542 nt
Organism: Trichobilharzia szidati
Lineage: Eukaryota; Metazoa; Platyhelminthes; Trematoda; Strigeidida; Schistosomatidae
Source: the annotation of a GenBank genome assembly
AUGCUUCGUGAAGCCAGAGAAAUUCACCCUACUCGUACAUCCACUAUCCUCAACGGUAGCGGUAAUUUUGGUGGUGAUUUGUUGCAACCCAAAUGUUGGCAACCUACAGCUGAAACAUACAAUAAGUGGAAAGCGAGGGUUGGUGAUUUGGGUGAUUAUGUAAAAUGGCACCAAGGGGAAUUAUUUAUAUACAACUUUGGACCCAGCGACCGUCAAUUGUUUAAUGAUGCAGUUAUGAGAUUCGGUCUUCCACCACCUGGUAUUAUCCCGCCCCAAAAUUGGCUUCCAUCAGCUUUACAUUGUAAAUCUCACCUUCAUCUGUUUGGUUAUGUCGACUUAUACAUGAGGCAUCUAUAUGACGACCCAUAUGCUUUAGAUGAUUCGAAAGAAAGGUGGUCCGAUGGUUUACCUAAAGAACACUUGUGCGUUCCUGCUGUGCUAUCACGUAUUGCAAUGUUGGCUCUUAUUAGAAAUAAAGUGUUACAGUAUGAAGAUAUCAACGGUGCAACAAGUAUUCCUACUGAUGGUGAAAAUUCUGAAUUUAAAUUUACCAUACAUGAAGGAGGCUUAUCAUUAUUGCGUUGUAUGUGGAAUGAUGAAUGUGCACAAAUCAACAAUGUCUGUCAAAUAAUUCGCUCCCAAUCAGAGAUGGCUGGAAACUUUGAAAUUUGGCAUGCACGUCAUGAUUAUUGGUUGCUUGCUGGCAUACUUGUUCAUGGAUAUGCCAAAUGGAGUGAUAUACUCGCUGAUCCACGUUUCGUUAUAUUAAAAUUGGGUGUGUUUGGUGUACUGAACACCAUGAGGGGACUUAUGCUUUCUGAAUCGACAACUGCAUCUCAAAGUUUUCCCACGGAAGAUAUAGAAGCUCACAAUUUUUUAACGGAUCGUCUAAAAUUAAUUGAGCAAGCAUUAAUUAUCGAACAAUCUUUAAAUGACGUUGCUGAAGCUGUUGUUACUAGCUGCACAGACACGACAUCAUUCGAUUCAGAUCGUAUUAAAGAUGAUCUAGCUGUUCUCUUAUCUAACGAAUUAAUUCUAUCGGAUAGCAAUAAAUUGAUUGUUUUACCUAAUGAUUCGAAAGCAAAAGAAGCGACACGUGCAGCGGUUCAUAAUCUUCAGGAUCUACUUGAAGAUAUGUAUGCUGAUCUUCCCGGUAUGCCAGCGUCAUUAGGAAUGAUAGAAGGAUGUAACGACAAUUGUGGAGCAAACAAAGCAAAAAUCACCGCAAAUUUACCGCAUGAAAGUAGGAAUGGUAUGGUUGCGGCCACCUUACCGCAUUUAUCGAACAAUAUACAAACGGAUAACUUUAAUAAUGGUGACCAUAGUGCAACUACUGACAAUGAAUUAAUUUCACGGGAACUCACUCGUUCUUGUAAUAAAAAAAGUGUUGUUGAUUGUUCCAAACUUCUGUCGGAGAUACUCAAUCGUAGUGCCAUUAGUUGUCAAGGUGUUAGACUUCAAAGUACAUCUCAGUCCGAUGAGCCGAUAAUUAUUGAAUUGUCCGACGAAGAAGAUAGUGUGGAACUAGGCGACUGUAGUUAG